AUUAUUUUUAGAAUUUUUAAUUAUGAAAUUUGGUGCCCUUGCCAUGAGGGAGAGGCCGAGAGCCAAAUUAGCAGAUGGAUUCAUUUCUCUAGGUCUCUAUCUGCCUCCCGAGUCUAAGCAACAAUGGAGCCACCACAACAACAACACAAAGAGUACCAAUGGGAAGAGGCGGACGACGCGAAUUUGCAACCAAGGCAAUCCCGCAGGCAUCGCCUCAACAACCACGCUGCUACUACUGAUAUUAUAUCACCGUCUACUGGUAGUGGUGGUAGUUGUAAUAGUAGUAUCACUGAUGAUGCUGGUAGUAGUAUUCAGUCCAUGACUGCGAGCAGAGCUGGAUCUGCAACUCCUAGCUUUAAAGAAGAAGAAGAAAUUGCUGAUAAUAAUAGCAUCAGUGAGGAAGUUGAUAAUGAAUAUGAUCACACAGCGUGUACAGAGUUUCAUGGAGCACGGGAAAAUGGGAAGUCUACAAAGUUGGACAACAGCGUUUACUUUGACAAUGGCCAAGGUACUGAUCCAACUCAUGAAGUUUCUGGAAUCAGAAACACUGGUCAUGAAUGUUCUAUUUUCUGGACAAAACUGGGUGAUGAAGAAUUAUAUUCCACAGUAGAAAACUCUAACAUUCCAAAGGGCACAGGAACUGAAGUCAAUUCUCACUAUGGAGAAAAUUUUGAUGAUCGCACCUUCUCUGGUUCGCGUCUAUUACCUGUAGAGAAGUCCUCUGAAGUACAAAGUACAAGUGUUAAACUUAUUAAUAAUGAAGCUAGAGUUGAAGUAGGUGUUGACUUAGCUGGAAAAAUUGAAGGGCAAGUGAUAGAUUUAGAUGUUGAGGCAGUAUUAGAGAGGCAAGAGACACAUGAUUUGUACUGUCCUAAUUGUAAUUCUUGUAUUACCAGAAGGAUUAUCCUUCGUAAAAGAAAAAGGAAAGUUCGAAAUUUGCACCUUAAAGCAAAGCGUGAUAAAUAUGAAAUGGUACUUGGCUCUGAGUCAGUUACUAAUCCCAUAAAUGCGGCGAAUCAAGGUGAUGAUACCGGUAAUACUUUUUCAAGUGGUAGCCCAACAAAUGCAGAUGAAGGUUACACUGCUGAUAGAGAAGUGGAUAUAUUCAGAUGUUUAUCGUGUUUCACCAUUUUUAUUCCUUCAGGAGAUGGAUUUAAUCUGUUUCAAAAUUUUCGAGAUAGUCGUGGGAAGGAAAAUGUGCAGAAUCCUCGAAAGAUAACUGCAUCCAGCACAAAUUGGUUCUUCUCCCUUUUUGCAUCAAAUAAGGGGAAAAUGGCUACUGAAGAAGGUAACAAUAUUAAGUCUCAGCAUGGUGGACUAAAGUCUCUGGUUCCUUCAGCUGGGGAGUCCUUGAUGCUUGAGAAAUCACAGAUAAAAAUAGAGCACAGAUCCAAUGUGGCAUUGGGGAAUGAACCACUGGGUGAUCAGAAAUGUCUUGCUUCUUCAUUUGAUGGUGCUUCAUGUGUCCAAUCAUCCUGUAGCAUAGGGCUUGCAGAUGAUGUGGCAACUGAAUUGUGGGAAGUUAGAAAGGAUGUUGUAGAUUCGUCAACACCAGAAGACAUACCACUUGGAAAUUUGUCGACCACUGUUGAAGAAAAAUUAGAUGAUUCAAUAGAGAAAAGGAAAGCAGAUAAUAUGCCACCCCAGCUCAGAAGAGACCAUCCAACAAUACUAGUUGCUAGAAGGAAACUUGUUUACUCUGGAAAACAUGCCGAAGAUGCCUCUCUAAAUCCUCAAAAAGAUGGAGAUGAGUUUCUUGUUCAUUCAAUUCCUUGGUCGCUGACGCCUGAGCAAUCACAUAAAGAGAUAGACCAUAAAUCCAAUAUUGCACAAAACUGUCACGCCUCAUUGGUACAGGGUGCUCUGUCACCUUGUCAAUCACUUAGGAAUGAAGUACAUAAAAAUGAUGCAACUACUGAACUCCAUGAGACUGGAAUAGAUACUGUGGUUUCAUCAACAAAAGGAGGCACACUGCUGCAGAAAGAGGAAAGCAAUGUCAUAGAGAAAUUAGAUUACGCUGACAGAAAGAACGAGUCAGGGGAGAACGUGAUAGUGAUUGUUGAAGCAGAGCCAGUUGAACCUGCAGCAUCUCAGAGGGCACAAAAUACUGCUGCUCCAGUAGGAGCUGAGAUGUUGCAUCAAAGUGGUGAAGACCAUGAAUGGGAUAUUUUAAAAAGCAUCGUCUAUGGUGGUUUAAUUGAAUCAAUCACAAGUCUAGGUGUUGUGUCAUCUGCAGCUGGUGCUGGUGCUGCUCCAAUAAUUGUUUUUGCAUUGGGAGUGGCAAAUUUGAUUAGCGGACUUAUCAUCAUUGGUCAUAAUCUUUUAGAGCUGAGAAAUGACUCUUCUGGGAGUGCUUCUAAUCAAAUGAACCUGCAAGAAGACCGAUAUCAAGAAUUACUUGGAGUAAGAGCAAAAUUCAAACUUCAAGCAACUGUAGCUUUUUUGUCAUACCUCAUUUUUGGCUCAGUGUCUCCUGUUGUGUAUGGCGUCAUGUAUGGCGAGAUUGGCAAUAGAGAAUUCAACCUUGCGGCAGUGAUAGCUACUUCACUUAUAUGCAUUAUAUUACUUGCUAUUGGAAAGGCUCACACUCGGAAAUCACCCAAAUCUUAUAUCAGAACUGUAAUGUAUUACAUUACCAUGGCACUUCUGGCCUCGGGAGUUUCAUAUAUAAUAGGCAACCUAAUAAAGGAGCUCCUGGAGAAGUUUGGUUGGUUUGAGUCAGAUUUAGUUAUUACAGUGCCCUUCUCAGAGAAAAGACUAACAGAACCAGCAUGGGCAUCUCAUUGAAGAUUUUAUACUCAUGGGAUCCUGCUAUAGAGUAAGGAGUUGGUCAAGGAGAUUGAAUAAUGUUGUACUGAUCAAAAGACGCUUACUAGGUAUAAAGGGUCAAAGCAACACUGGUCGUUGGAAACUUGGAAGUGGGCUUUUACCCCUUUUAUACUUUUAUUUUGUUUUUUUUUUACUUGCCGAAAAAAAUAAAGGACAUAUUCAUCCAAAAAAGAAAAAAGAAAAAGAAAGGACUUCUUACCUUUUUAUGGUCACACUUAGCAACAUUAGAGGCAAACGGCCGUUGGCCCGUUGUGUGUUGAUUUAAUUUUUUAUUUAAUUUUCUUAAUUUGUUACUGU
Molecule: messenger RNA, 3126 nt
Organism: Corylus avellana
Lineage: Eukaryota; Viridiplantae; Streptophyta; Magnoliopsida; Fagales; Betulaceae
Product: membrane protein of ER body-like protein
Source: RefSeq, a predicted model, not a curated record